Molecule: messenger RNA, 2295 nt
Organism: Dichomitus squalens LYAD-421 SS1
Lineage: Eukaryota; Fungi; Basidiomycota; Agaricomycetes; Polyporales; Polyporaceae
Exons: 3
Coding region: 108-1658 (516 amino acids)
Source: RefSeq, a predicted model, not a curated record
GUUGUCGUCGCCCUCCCCCUUGUCGUCGUCGCUCUCGCCCUCGAGCCCCGGCUAUCCUUUCCUUCCUCAUCCCCUUCUUUUCAUCCCACACUCUUUUGACGUCAACUAUGAAGAGUGGAUUCAAGACUGUACGCUUGGGCCAUGCCGUUGGUUUGCAUCAGCAUACCAAUCAGCUUAACAAACGCGAUGACUGCCUAACAGGUGGUCUCUACAAGACGCCUACCAAAGGCCAAACCGUCGAUGCCAGCCAGCCCGUCACCAUUAGCUGGGACACAUCCUGUCUCAACACGACCGCUGUCGAUAUUUACCUCUACGCACCGAGCGGGAAUCCGCCCCUCAUCCACGAGUGGGAGAACGUCAACUACAAGACCGGGAGCUACAACGCAACCCUCAAACCUGGCUGGUGGAACUCUACGUCUUCCGUCAGCCUUGAAUUCACCAUCAUCCCCGCUGGGCAACCUAUCUUCGCUGUCGGUGGUGCUGCCGGGCCGCUCUUCACCGCGACAUAUUCCGGCAAUUCGACGGGUGACUCUGCUGUCGCAGGGGCUGUCGAGCAGGUGAACAACCUCCCAACUGAGAAGCAUGGACCGUCGAAGGGUGCCAUUGCAGCCGCCGUAAUCAUUCCGCUCCUCUUUAUCAUUGGUCUCAUCGUCGUGGCGUACAUCCGGAUGAACCGUCAAAAGGGCAAGGAGAAGCGUAAGCGGUUCAGCGAGAUGGUCGACAAGCGCAUGUCCACUAUCUCCACCGAUUGGAAGUCCCUCUCCGGUGCGGGUGCGAACGCUGCCAUUCGGAACAGCAUGGCAGUCCCUGGGAAUCGUACGUCGUCGUUCUCCUUCGGCGGCAUCCGACCUGCAUCGACCGUCGCCGUUGAAGGCGGUCAGGCUGGCAUCGGCGCCCGUGGCAUCUUAGCCCAGGACGGUCUCCCUCCUGAUGCGCCGUACAUGUCACAACUUCGCCCUGGCCUUCGCACCUCCGCCUUUGAGAACCGCGUCUCCCGUGUGUCGUUCGCUGCCGAUCCCCGCCCGUCGUCAGAGUCUCGCCGCGCCCGCCAGUCCCGUGCCUUCCACACCAGCAGUGUUGUUGUCCCGCCCCUGCCUGAUCGCCAGCACUCUAGCGAGAGUUCGAGCAACUCUUCGCCUAUCUUGUCCCCGAUACAGACUGCUGGUCCUCUCAGCCUCACCCACGAGGACAUUCAAGCCCGUAUGGCCGGAGGAGAUGCCGAGCAUCAGUCAAAUUACGAUGAAUUCAUGCCUGCUUUGACUAUGAUGCGGCUUGGCGAACAGGGAGGUGCCCAGGUUGAGAUGCCCUCCGCCGUUCAGAUGCCAACUCCCCCCAGCCCCACGCACCAGGCGCCGAAGUCCCCCAUCUUGGGCGCCAUGCCGAUGCAGCCCAUGCACGCCAACGUCAUGUCACCUGACGCGAUGCUCCGUGCCUACGCUGAGCGUCGCGCGAUGGGUGCUACCGUCCCCGGCAGUCCUGCUCCCCCCACCCCCGCUGCGAACUACAACAGCAUGGGCAUGCGCGUCUUGUACUCUCCCGACACCACCGCCUCGGCUUCUUCCUCUACCGUCUACCCUGUCGCCGCCUCGAACUCAAGGAAGAACCUUGCUAACACGGUUUACGACGACGAAGACGCGUACGUCGGCACCGCCGAGUGAGAGUCCCUCGUAGACCCUCUGCGUCGCCUUUUCGUCUCCGUUUCCCGUUGGGUUGUAGGAAUUCCUGUACGUGUAUUGGUUGCCAAUCUCGCCUCUUUCGCAUCUGCGCAGGCGAGGUAUUGCAGUGCCUCGUCCGCACCUGAUGCGACUUCCUGUCAUUUCUGCGAUUUUACGCUAGUCUUUUAUAUCUGUUCGCGUCUCGUAUCCCUUGUGCCCCGCCUAGCGUGUUCCUGAUUCCAUCUGCGAUUACCUUGAUCCCUCCGCGUGCUCCUCCCUCUUAUUGAUUUAUGUCUGCCGUUAUGGGCUGUACAAUCCUUCUUGCCCCGCGUGCUUGGCUACCUGCCCCAGUGCCCCUUCAUCCUCCCGCUACGCUUCACCCCUUACUGCACGUGGGGUCACGUACGACAGCGUCGUCUUGUUUGCACAUAUACCCCCUAUCGAGUCCAUGCGCGUCGCUGCCGUGCGGUGCUGGCCUCAGGGUCUCGUCCAGCUUCACCACCGCUAUCAUCGUUCACCAAUACCCGUCCACUGAUACCCUAUGUAUGCAACGUCGGGUUCACGCGCACGUUGCCUGUAGAUGUGGACCGGUAACUGGGACCUGCAUGGCGAUGUGGAGCUUGAAUGCUUCUUGUGGGCG